Trichoderma reesei QM6a is the source of this 1331-nucleotide messenger RNA. RefSeq lists its product as uncharacterized. Lineage: Eukaryota; Fungi; Ascomycota; Sordariomycetes; Hypocreales; Hypocreaceae. Gene Ontology annotation, cellular component: Ino80 complex. Bases 477 to 1331 code for a protein of 284 amino acids. Gene Ontology annotation, biological process: chromatin remodeling. The transcript has 2 exons. The record is from RefSeq and is a predicted model, not a curated record.
CCGCCGGCCUGCUAAUAUAGUCCAGAGUUCCAGAGAGUCGCCUCGCCGCCGCCGCUGCUGCUCUGCUGCUGCUCCACGCAAGGCCCCCAGACCCCCUGACCACCUCGCCGGAUCACCACCAGCCUUAGGUAUUAGCCCAUCGCCCGUUCGUCCAGAGCACCGCCCAAAAACCUGCGCCGCCCUCCCCGUCAUCCUCCGUAAUUUUGCUUCUGCCAUCAUCACCAGCCCUCUCUGCCUUCUGCCUCUCCCACUGCCACCAGCCUGCCAUCAGCCAGCACGUCGCACCGUCAGCACCGCUCCACCGUGCCAUUGCCCACGCAAAAAUCUUUCGUUGCCGCCGGCCUUUGAAGAAAAUACCACUUGUCGGGAAAUCCUCCAGAACGGAAAGGCUUUGCCUCGCUCGCUCUCUAGGUACCCUCGAUCGAGACAAAGGGAAAAAAACGCCACAAGGAAAUCAUCAUCGUCUGCCAGACGCGAUGGCUCCCGCCGCCAAGGCAGCCGACGCCCGACGCAAAUCGGCGACCAAACACGGUCUGCUCGUCACCCUCAGCGUGCCGCCCGCCCUGCUACGCGACAUCUUUCCCUCCUCAGAGUCUAUCAAGGAAGGCUCCCAGUCUCCGGCGUCUAAGAGCUCCAAGGCCAACUCAGAACCUAAGGAGUCGCCCGCCAGCCCCAGCGCGCUGGCCGCGUCUGCGGCUCCCUCGAAUGCCGACGCUGCCUCCGACUCAAAUGCUGCCACUCCGGCCGCCGAGGGCACGCCCUCCUCAACACCAAUGCCGCCCCCGACGACGAAGAAGGGAGUCAAGCGAUCUGCCACUGCCGUGAACGGCACCAACAAUGACGGCAUACCCAAGCCCAGAGGCAAGCCGGGCCCUAAGAAGAAGCCUCGACUCGAGGACGGCACUAUUGACCACAGCGGUACGACGGGUCGCCCGUCUGCCCAUAAGCUUGGUCCCAAGGCAAACCAGGGAGCCAUCAACGCAGGCCUCCGUGCCCUCGACCGGUCCGGCAAGCCCUGCCGAAGAUGGGCCAAGGGUGGCUUCAAGCUCAAGAGUUUCACGGGAGUCGUCUGGGAAAUCCCACGCUGGACCGCUCCUCCGCGGACCGUCCCUGAGUCGAGUGCUGAGGACUCUGCUGCCCCAUCCGCCGAGGGCAGCAACAAAGAGAACAAGGAGAAUGGAAAUGAGAACGAGAACGAGAACGAAAACGAAAACGGCAACGAAGGCAACAGCGUUUCCAAAAGCGAAAGCGGUGCAGAUGUCGAGAUGCAGAGCGCGCCGAGCAUCCAAGCGUCGUCACCUGCACCCGUUCCUGUGGUGGCGGCCUCAUGA